AUGGCCUCCUCGACGUCGACCGCGGAGGCCCUCGUCGCCAAUGGUGCCGCUCCCCCGCGAGUCGGCCCCCAUCCCGGCUUCAUCUCGAGCUCCAACCAGUACAGCUCCGAGAUCAAGCUGCGACGCAUGCUCAAGGACAACGGCUGCGACCCCGCGCGGGAGGAUAACUACUGCCUGCAGGGCGUCCAGCUCAUUGAAAACGUCAGGGAUCAUCUCCAGCUGCCCGUACGGACCUUUGACACCGCCUGCACCUACUUUCACAAGUUUCGCCUCAACUUUCGCGAUGCCGAAUACAACUACCAAGACGCCGCUCUCGCCUCCCUCUUCGUCGCCUGCAAGGUCGACGAUACCAUCAAAAAGUCGAGAGACAUACUCGCAGCCGCCUACAACAUCAAGAACCCCGACAAGCCGCUGCCCCCGGAUGACAAGAUCUUUGAGUCACCCGGAAAAGUCAUCAUCGGUCUCGAGCGGCUCAUCCUCGAGACCAUCGGCUUCGACUUUCGCACCCGCUAUCCACAGAAGCUCCUCGUCAAGGUCGUCCGUCGUCUGCUUGGCCGGUCCUCUGCCCAAGCCCGCGCCUUCUUCGCCGCCGCCUACGCCAUGUGCAUCGACAUGUACAAGAGCUUCAUACCCAUCAAGCGCACCACCUUCACCAUGGUCAUGGCCGUCGUCGAGCUGACGGCCCGCAUGCGCGCUUCCAUGCCCGAUACCCCGCCCGACCUUGUCGACAGCAUUCGUCGGUUCGCCGACGGUCACGCCGCCGGCUGCCGCCACGCCAUCUGCGAGACCAUGCUCGAUCUGCUCGAUCUCUACGUCCAGCACCACCGCUCCACCAAGGUCGGCGCCCUCUUCGACCUCAACUCUUUCAUCGACAUCAAGAUACAGCUCAACAUGGAACUCGACGACGCCGCGGCGCCCCGUUACCUCUUUCACUGCUCGCGCUGCGAGGUCGCCGAGGCCAACCCGCUGACGCCCAUCUCCGCCACCCCACCGGCGGCCGCGGCGGGGAGCAGCCCGGGGCGCGGAACGGCGUGGCCGCCCGACGCGACGGUACGGCGCACCGCCCGCGGCCAGGACGGCACCAUGCGCUUCGUCUUCGAACCCGAAUCGGCCAAGAAGGAGCAGGAGACGGUCGGCUCCUAUUUCCGCGAGGAAUUUGACGAGGUCGAGGUCGAGGUCGAGGAGCCGAUGCCCCCGCCCCUGGAAAGGGACGGCGCGGGCAACGGUGGCGGCGGCGGCGUCGGCGGCGGCGGGAGAGGAGGGUACCGCGGGAGCCACAGAGAGAGGGGGGACCAUAGGUGGUCGGGACCGUAUGGCGGUUACCGAGGGGACAGGAGUUACCGAGGGAGAGGGAGAUAUCACUGA
Messenger RNA from Drechmeria coniospora, 1365 nucleotides. Its product is annotated as C-type cyclin. The transcript is spliced from 3 exons. The coding region runs from base 1 to 1365 and encodes 454 amino acids. Gene Ontology annotation, molecular function: cyclin-dependent protein serine/threonine kinase activator activity. Gene Ontology annotation, biological process: regulation of transcription by RNA polymerase II; positive regulation of DNA-templated transcription, elongation. Lineage: Eukaryota; Fungi; Ascomycota; Sordariomycetes; Hypocreales; Ophiocordycipitaceae. The record is from RefSeq and is a predicted model, not a curated record. Gene Ontology annotation, cellular component: cyclin/CDK positive transcription elongation factor complex; nucleus.